Hordeum vulgare subsp. vulgare (domesticated barley) is the source of this 1699-nucleotide messenger RNA. Its product is annotated as protein trichome birefringence-like 11. The record is from RefSeq and is a predicted model, not a curated record. Gene Ontology annotation, cellular component: Golgi apparatus. Bases 13 to 1365 code for a protein of 450 amino acids. NCBI's taxonomy places the organism in Eukaryota, Viridiplantae, Streptophyta, Magnoliopsida, Poales, Poaceae. Gene Ontology annotation, molecular function: O-acetyltransferase activity. The transcript is spliced from 4 exons.
AGGGGAGGGGCGAUGGAGGGGUCGCCGACGAAGCGGCGGAUGAUGAGGAGGCCCUUGGGGAAGGCCGGGACGGUGGGGCUCGCCGUCGUGGCCACGGCAACCGUCGCGCUGCUCCUGCUGAUGCUCGUACGCACCGCGUCGCUCCACUACUCCGCCGCCGUCGACUACGCGCUCGCGGCGCCCAGGAAGCUGUGGAGCGGCGGGGUAUCCAUCGCUACCGAGGCGUCGCCGUCGCCGGAGACGUCGGAGACGGGUGCGGCGGCGAUGGCGGCAGAGGAGGAGUGCGACCUGUUCGACGGGAGCUGGGUGUGGGACGACAGCUACCCGCUGUACGACUCCAAGGACUGCCCCUUCCUGGACGGCGGGUUCCGGUGCUCGGAGAACGGCCGGCCGGACUCGUCCUAUCUCAAAUGGCGGUGGCAGCCGUCGCGCUGCGAUCUACCCAGAUUUGAUGCCAAAUUUAUGCUCGAGAAGCUACGGAAUAGAAGAGUGGUAUUCAUCGGUGAUUCAAUCGGGAGGAACCAAUGGGAGUCUCUGCUUUGUAUGCUCUCUAGUGCUGUUCCUAACAAGAAGUCCAUCUAUGAAAUCAAUGGAAGCCCCAUCACAAAGCACACCGGCUUCUUGAUUUUCAAGUUUAGCGACUACAAUUGCACCGUGGAGUAUUACAGGUCUCCUUUCAUAGUCCUUCAAGGCCGUCCACCAGCUGGAGCCCCUAAGGUUGUUAAGUACACAAUUAAGGUGGACGCCAUGGAUUGGAUGUCGGACCGUGGUAAGUGGAGCAAUGCUGAUAUUUUGAUCUUUAACACUGGGCAUUGGUGGAACUACGACAAAACAAUUAGAGGGGGUACCUAUUUUCAAGAAGGCGGUAAGGUGAAGAUGAAGAUGACUGUUAUUGACGCGUACCAAAAAUCAAUACAAACACUAUUCAAUUGGAUUAAUACAAAAGUUAACACAAGCAAGACCCAGGUCAUCUUCCGUACUUAUGCUCCUGUGCACUUCAGAGGUGGCGACUGGAAGAAUGGAGGGAGUUGCCAUUUGGAAACUCUUCCUGAUACGACACCGGUUAAAUCGCUGGCGCAAUGGGCUGACCAUCUUCAGCCUGUCCAUGAUGUUCUCGGGAGCAGCAUCAGACCCAAGCUGCCUGGGUUAGCUAUAUUGAACGUGACACAGAUGACGGCGCAGCGAAAAGAUGGUCACCUGUCGAUAUACAACAACCCUUCAGGGCCUGUCCCCCUGCGUAGGCAGGAUUGCAGCCAUUGGUGCUUGCCUGGAGUUCCUGAUACCUGGAACGAGCUUGUGUGCUCUGUCUUCAUGAUGGACCAAAAUGUUUCUCUUGUUGCUUCAAGAGCAGUGAAUACAGGCUGACUAAAAUUCUGGGGGUAGGCUACCCGAUCGAUGCUCGCCCGGUGAAGCAUUGAAGCUUGGUUCGUUAUCCUCCUGCAUGAUGAUGCUGAAAGAUAGGAGCUGGAUGGCAGGAAGCUCUGUUGUAUGCUGUGAGGAGAAAGGCAUAGCAAUAGGUCGAUGUGAUGCCUAUGUUUCACAGAGGCAGAAAAAGCGUUAUUUGAUGUGAUCAUAGCUUACGGGGGCUGCAUUCAGUGAAGUACAUAGUAUACUUGGUUGUUGUUAUAUUGGGGGUGUUGACGUGGUGAUUGUCUGUAAUUCAGGAAUUACAUCCAACAAGAGUGAGAUCCAGGGCCUC